UAAGAAGCCAAUCAAAAGCUUCUUAGAUUGUAGUUUACACAAUAGUUUAAUUAAAAAAGUUCUGAUAUAUUUCAGUAAAUACUCUUAUUUGUAUAAAUUACAGGCGAAAUUGUAUUUAAUUUUGAAUCGAUAAAGUUAACUGUCCUCUGAGCAUGCUCCAGGGUUUGCAAACUUAACAUCCCUAUGCUACACCCCUGAGUGUGGGUAGAUCAAUGGAUUAUUUCAAUCAAUAUGAAGAUUGUGCAAUUUAGUACUAUGCGAUAUAAACUAAAAAUAAUUUACAAUAGUGGAAAUUAAAACAAGUUGAAGAAAGCAAGUAAAAGAGGAUGAACACUAUGGAAAGUCAAUUAGAUGUGAUAACUUGUGAUUUGUGGAUACCAGCUGGUCAAAUCAGUUUUUUAAUUUAUUAUAAGUAGCUCGUUUUUUGUUAAAAAAUGCAAACUUUAAGAAAAAAGACAAGUCCUUUAAAAUAUAAGAAUGAGACAACUCGGUUUUUGGGAGAUGGGGUGAGUUUCAAAGCAAAGCUUAUAGGAAUUUUAGAAGUGUCUGAGGCAAGAGGAGAUCGGAUGUGUCAGGAGGCCUUGUCUGAUUUAAAAAUGGCUAUAAGAGCAGCUGGAGAACACAAACAAAGGAUCACUAUUAAUAUUGCAAUAGAUGGAUUGCGCCUGAGAGAUGAAAAAACUGGUGAUUCCCUAUACCACCAUCCAGUUCAUAAAAUAUCCUUCAUCGCUCAAGAUAUGACGGAUUCUAGGGCGUUUGGUUACAUUUUUGGAUCUCCUGAUACGGGCCAUCGCUUCUUUGGUAUUAAGACUGAUAAGGCUGCAAGUCAAGUUGUUAUCGCUAUGAGAGAUUUGUUUCAAGUUGUUUUUGCUCUUAAGAAGAAAGAAAUAGAACUUGCCAAACAGCAUUUAGAAAAAUCCUAUUAUCCUACGUCUCCGUUAUUUUCAGACAGCUCCAGUUCUAGUUCAAAAUUGCAGAGUGUACCUAACGUAACCAUCAAAUCGACGUCGGAAGCGAAGGCCAGUAGUAGUGCGACUGAAUCAAAACCUUCUGGAACGGCAGUUGCGGAUCUCGUUGAUCUUGAAUUGGAACUGAAUAGCUUACAGCAAGGAUUGAAUCAAAUGGAAAAAAUUACACCCUCAGAUCCGUUCGGUUCGAAAGAUGAUCCGUUUGGAGAUAGUUUUAUAAAUUAUCCUCCUAAACCGAUAUUACCUCCACCUCCUUCUUCUGGUCGAGAACGUUCGAAUCGUCUAUCAGAAACCAGCAGUAUAUUUAGUCCAAAAACACCCCACACCGGCACUACACUAGAUUCCGAGAAGAAGAAAGACUUUUCAUUUUCACACGAUCUCGGUAGCUCUCACGACGAACCAAGUAGUGGCGAUUGGUUUACUCCCUCAGCAGGAAACAGCAUAUUCGAAGAUUCAACCUCACUUCCAGAGCCGUCCAAAGAUGAAAAGCACGAACAGGCUAAGCAGGAAAUUAUGUCGCAGUUCGAUGUCUUUACUGAGUUAGACCCAUUAGGUACGGGUAGAAGUAAACCAUAUAUUGACCGAAAACAUUUCUUUCAAGAACUCAAAAAUCCACCUAAAAAAGCACUCAAUGACAUGGUUAACAAUACGUCACAAGAGCAGCCCUUAUUCAGCACAACGUUCAGUCAAUCGACGGCGAAAUCUACAACAACUACAACCACUUCAGGUCUAUCUUCGCAGACAAUUUACUCUGUAGAUCCAUUUGGAGAAGAUCCUUUUGUUAAAGAAGAUCCCUUCGCUGAUUCAGAUUUUUCUAAACAGGAUCCUUUCGAAACGGAAUUUAGUAAUUUCAAAAAAGAUAAUCUUCAUUUAUUUCAAUCUUCCCUAUCAAAAUCUCCAAAGAAUAGCGGAUUGUCGUUAUUAAGUAGUUCUCCCAAUACAAAGUCUAUAAAUACAUUCGACGUACAACAUGAAAAACUAUCUCAGUUGCAUGAAAACGCUAGUUUGGAGAUUUCUUCGGAGAGUGAAUCUGCUCCUGAACCUCCUCCGAGACCGACGAAUCAACUUAUGUCUAUCAAACCUCCACCUUUGCCCCCUAAAAAACAAAAUGACUUAGCUAGUAAACCACCGCCUAGACCACCUUACCACAGCGAUGAAUCGCCUUACGAUUUUAUAGACAAGUAUGAGACAGCACCAAAUAAUAUCAUAGGUUUAGAAAAAAGUCCUCCUUUACCCGUACCUGCUCGUAAAGCGAAGUUCGAAAUGGAAGCACCAGAACGACCGAGAAAGCAGUUCAAUGUUUCUAUUAGUGGCGAGGAUGAUUACUUAACUCCCAUUUCAUUACCGGAAAAGACUUCUGGCGUAUUAUUACCGCCACCCCAAAAAAGUACAAAAACUAAUACUCAGGUAAAUAUAUCUUCAUUCUUCGAAUCAAAAACAGAAAAUCCAUCAUUAGAAGGACUGGAUAUUACACUUAGUCAACUUACCUUAAGCGGUUUAAACGAAUUAGCUCAGAAAUUAAAUAUACCAGCUACACAGUUAAGCAAUAUGACCUUAGUGCAAUUAACAAAUUUUUUAUCAAAUUUUAUUAAAAACAAAAAUAAUGUAGUAUCUGCUACCGCACCAAGUACUAAAGUAGAAGGCGAGGUUGGUAAUUCCAAUAACUUUGCAGAUUUUUCCACUUUUCAAGCAGAUUUCGCAGCCAAUUUUAACAAUUCCAAUACAGAUCCAACCUAUGAUCGAUAUGCUGUGUUUAGAGAAUUAAUGCAAGAGGAGAUCAAACAAACUAAGAUAGAUUCGGAACCUGAGGAAAUAUUAGAAGAGAAAGAAAAGUUAGAAAACUCAAUGAACAGUAAUGUUAGUUUAGACUUGAAACCUCUCAACGAAGAACCUUCUAAAACCAGUACGGAUAGAUAUGCAGCACUUAGAGAGAUAGUAGAAAGCGAAUUAAAACAUAGUGAAAUACUGAAAGAUGAAUUGAAUAAAAACCAGUCGGAUAGUGAAUAUAAAGGAGAAGAAGAGGAGGAUGAGGAAAAUGAGGAAGAUAGAAAAAUAUUGAAUAAUGAAAACUUUAAUGAAGAGAAUGAAAAUAUAAAUAUAAUUAACCAAGAAAAUAAAUUACAAAUGGAAAUAAAAGAUAAGGAACCGGUUUCUCCGGUGAAAACCAGUAUAAUAGAAUAUAUAACAGCUCCUGAAGUUCAAAGUGAGGAAAUACAAUUAAAGAAUACUUUAAAGUCUCCAACUAAAACUAGUGUUAUUGUUAAAAGCCCAAUACCCAGUGCUAUAACUGAGAUAGUUCAAAAUAAUACUCGCCUCACUUCAGGAUCGUUGUCGGAUGUCAUCAGCGGAAGUUCACCAGAAGUUGACAACACAGCUAGUAACUCUGAUAUCGUGAAGAAGAUGACAGAUGCAACAGGUGAAUCGUGGGCAAUUUUCGACCAAGAAACAGCACACUUGGAAUCCGUUAAAGAGAAACAAGCUGUGCAAAGUGAAGAGGGAGUUUCGCCAUGGUCAAGUGAUUCUAAGGAGUUUGGAGGUGGAUCUCCACCAGGCUGGAGAAGUAAGGAUUCGGGUAGUGGUACAGAACCAUUUCCAAGAAAAAGAAGGGACCAAGAUGGUUGGUGGGAUACUGCUGCUGAACCUGAAGCUCACUAUUAUCCUGCAAAUCGUCGUUCGACGGAUAGUUAUGAUGAAGAAUACUAUGAGUGUUACGAUCGACCAAGAAGGCGUCGCCAGCAGAGUAAUUGGCAACAUGGAAAUCAAGCUGCAGGUGGGCACUCAUCCAGUUCAAGAGAUGUCAGUCCUUGGGAGGAAGAACCUCAAAGACGGGAUCUUCGGGAAAUGAGGGAUCCGAGAACAGUUUACAGACAUCCUCGAACACACUCAUUCGAAAGAAGACGAGAUAGAAGACUGACUGAUAGUUGGGAUGAAGAUGACGAUUAUGAGUACGAGGAUGAACAUUCGACACGUCAUUGGGAUAGGCAUAGUUCGAGAGAGACUGAUCGAGAAAGCAGGCAUAGUGGAGGAAGUAGAGAUCACGACAGUGAUAGAUGGUGUGAUGAUAGAAGUGAUGAUAGAAGGCAUAGGAGAAGAAGGGACCCAAGAGAUAGAUGGUGCUGUCCUGACUGGGAUCAGCCAGGACAAGAUAAAACUAGGUAUGGUAGUGGUAGAUGGCGGGACCAUAAGACUGAAGAAAGAUAUUAUAGUAGAGAAUCUCAAGAAUCUCCUUGGGAAGACGAAUAUUCAAAUGAUCCUGAAGAUUCGCCCCAUUUCGUUACUAGUUCUAAGAGAAAUUGGAAACAACGACCCAGUAGUGCUUCAGAAAUGGAUAGAAAAACGGGAGAAAUUAAAUCAAGACAUCAUCUAGGUGCAGGUGGAAGUGAUGGUGAAAGAGAUAGAAGAUACAAACCUGGUAGAAGAUCCCGUAGUCGAGAUUCUCAAUAUUCAGAACCAACUCAUAGGCAUAAAUCCGAUUUGGGUCCACCAAUAAAAAGUGCACAUCGUUACAAAUUUCCAGAAGAACCAGUAAUCAGUAAGAAAAUUCCCUCUGACUUUAAAAUAGAAUGUAAUAAAAAACCUUCAACUCUUACGCGAAAGAAAACCAAAGACAGUCCCAAGUCUGAGGAAAAUAUGGCCAGUACUUUCCCUAGGAAGUCAAGUAGUCGUGGAAAAUUAGUUUUUGAGAAUGACUUUGUUUCUCCAGAACCUAGUCCUGUAAUACCGAGUAGAUUGACAUCGAAAAUCAACUUUGAGAAUGAUUUUGAGAAAUCGCUGCCAGUUGAAAGCGUUCGUGAUAGACCUCGACCAACGACCAAAUUAUCCCCUCGGUACCAGACGAAGUCAAAAUCUCACUUCGAGGACGACUUUUCCCCUACCGAGAAACAGGAACCUGACGACAACAUUUCAAGUAUUAAAGAAGAGGCAGAUCGUGAGGACGAAGAUGAAUUUAGUACCAGUAAUUUUGAAAACGCUACGAAUGGACGAAAGAAGAUUCUUUCAAAAAAUAGAUUUUCAGGUUUGAGAACAGAUAUCAACAUUAAGAAAUCUGAAUCGGUAAAUAUUUUCGCCAGAGAAGAUGAUCCGUUUGACGAUGAUUUCUUUUGUGGGGAAGAUGAAGGGAGGGAACAGAAGACUUCGCCUAGGAGUACAGAGCUACGAUGGACUGAUGACUUUGAAAAUUAGAUAUUUUUAAGAUGACUAAUGUGAUUUCAGGUCACUAUGUUGUUUUUUGCUAGAAAGAUUUCACCAUUAGGUAAUUGAUUGGGUUUUUGAAUGUUGUAAGAACUGUUUUAUUUAAAUAACACGUUUAUAAUAUAAUAUUUAUGAACACGGUAGUGUUAAUACAGAAAAUUUAAUUCCGGAGAUGAACUCCAAAGGGCAUUCUGAUGUUUUUGUUUUGAGUAAUUUUUAAGCAUAUAUUUAUUUAAAAUUUUUGUUAGAAAACCCAGUGUUUUUAAAACGACUUUAAUACUUUUCAAAUAACGUUUCCUUAGUAGCCGAGCGGCUCCCCUAAUUUGAGGCUUAGAAAUCGAAAAAGCGACCAUGAUAGGUGAAUGGCAAAUUUUGGUCAUUCUUUAUAUUUUCGAGGUCGGUGAAUCCGAAUAUGAAGUUUAUUUUUAUCUAGAAUUGGUGGUACAUGUUCAAAAAUCAAAUUUUAUGCAAAAAUUCGAAAAAUUAAUUUUGAUGAUUUUUCAUAUUUACCUCACUGUAUCUUUGGUCGCUGUAAAUAUUUCCUUUUGAAAAUUUUACUGUAUCACCUUUCGAGUAUUUAGAUGACAACGAGAUUUGUCCAAAAUGUUUAAACAAAUUAAAAGAGGGGUUGUUAAUUUUUAGACAUUUUGUCGUCAGAUUUCGUUAGUUCCAUGUUUACUUAAAAAACGGGCCCCACGUUGGGCACCAGUGCAACGAAAUAAAAAAAGGCGAUGGACUACCAUAGCUAAUUGAAAUAAUAUUCGAAAAUAUUACCUCAAUCAUCCAAGAUAGCCAUCGCUACACCUUUACCUAGCUCAGUCUCUCAGGUGUGUGUUCGUCUUGUCCUAAUCUUAGAAAUGAACUAUGAAAAUUCGGAAUGGAAGCAAACAAAGCAGUAUUUUUAACUAAUCAUGUUUAUUGUUCAUAAAGAUAUAAUAAAAAUAUGACUUAUUACAGUCGAACCCGCUUAUUAGAAUACCUGUUAAAGGAAUAUCCCGGUUUAAGGAAUAGCAAUUUGAGGUCACAAAACGUUUUAACUUGGCACAUAUGAUCGGUUAUUAGAAUAUCCCAGUUAUAGGAAUACUUUUGCUUGGCACGAAGGCUAUUCCAAUAAGCGGGUUCGACUGUAUAUGCAUUAACACAUAUAUUCAAAUUGUUGCCAAAAACUAACAAUUCUGGAUUAUACUUAUGGCUUUUGGUAGCUGAUGGUAACUUUUUGAUGUCGAAUGGUACAGUUGUUGACUUCUCUUGACCUGGACAGAUGUUGUGGCCCUAGGUCAGUCCAGCUCUAAUUUACUGGUGGUGUUGAUCGCUGCAGUCUAGUUGCGAUGCAUCCAUGAAGUCUUCGCCUUAUGAGUAGCAUCACCGGUGAUGAAGGCAGGUGGCUCCCGACGGGAGAAAAGGUUGAUUUGUUCCCAAAAACUAUAAGAUAAAAACACAUAUCAAACAUCAAGAAGAAAAACCAAAAACGAGUCUUUGCCAAACAAUCGUAAAAAGCAGUUAUUGGCAAAGGAAUAAUUAAAUGGAAUUAAGAUUGAUACUACUAGUUAGAAUUUAAUUACUAAACGUGCAUAUAUGAAAAUUAGAAAUAAAUAGGUAUUUAAAAUUGACGAUGUGCUCGCAGACAUGGAAGGUUAGGUUGGAUACGUAAAAAUGAUAUGAUUGUAAUUAAUAUGAUAAGAAUAAGAACUCACCCCAAGAGAAUAUUAAGUAUUGAUGGAAAAUAAAUCCAAUUUUCAAAUUCCAUGCCUUUUUAAGGAAUAAUUCUUCCCUUCCAUUUUCAGUUUGUCAGCGGGUAGGGAUGAAGUGUCACUGUCAUUGAAAACGACAUUUGAAAUGACGACCAAGUACUAUGAAGUAGCAGGCAUGUUCCGUAUUGAAAGACAGAUACUUACAGAGUAAGAAUAUACGGGGUACGUUCAGUAUGAUGAUUUAGAUUUUAGAUGAAAAGAGAUAUAUUAAAUAGAAGAUAAUAAAAGAGGAUAAUAAAAGAGGGCGCCAACGAGUUUUUAACGAAGAAAACUGGUAAAACAAAUAGAAGAAAAUUAUUACUAAUGAAAUAAUAAAGAAAAUAAAGUAAAAUAAUUAUUUAAAAAUAAAAUAACAAAGAUGUGACGUUUGUAACGUUACAAAGUUGAGUGACAAACUUUUUGACAAAACACAGCAAUAAAAUAUAAUUCAUAAAGAAGUUUUCUGGAAAAUUUUAAGUCAAAAUAUGCAAUAAGAAAAAAGUUAUGUGACUUUAUAGACGAGUGGCACUCUUCCAAAAAAACGAUUAUUUCUCGAAAUAAUGACCACGGUGUGGUGAAUGGCUAAUUUUGGUCUUACUUGUUUACAGUGUUUUUGAUGGUGCUGAAACGAAAAUAAGGUUUAUUUUGAAUUUUAGAUGGAGGAACAGUGUCAAAAUCGCAGUUUUACCCUAAAAAUAAUAAAAAAAAUGAAAUCACCUUUUUCUUAAAAUUUAAAAGUUGCAUUAUUUUUUUUUUUUUCUAUAAAACAUUUUAUUCUUUGUACCCUAUAUUUUAACAUAAACUUGAUUAAAAAGCUAAAUUUCAAAUUUUGUCACUCAACUUUUGCGAUUAAACUUUGAAAUUCAGGAAUCUGCACCUUUAACUUUAAACUAUUCAUAACUUUUAUUAUAAUGAGACAGAAAGAUUGAUACAAGUACCAUUAUCUUCAGAAAGGUAAGAAAUAUAUACUAUAAAAAUUUCAGACAGAAAUAUUAAAAUGAAACAGAGUUAUUAACCGCAAAAUAUGUGAUUUCUCAUUUUUUUUAUUUUUAGGGUAAAAUUGCGAUUUUGCCAAUGUCCCCUGCUUAAAAUUCAAAAUAAACCUAAUUUUCGUUUUCAGAACCAUCAAAAACAUAAAGUAUGACCAAAAUUAGCCAUUGACCACACCGUGGUCAUCACACCGCACAGUAUAUCGAGAAAUAAACGUGACUUAAAAUUUUCCAGAAAACUUCUUUGUGAAUUAUAUUUUAUUGCUGUGUUGGUUAAAAUUAUAAGCUAAAAAGUUUCUCACUCAGCUUUUUUAAGUAAACAUGAAACUAACGAAAUCUGACGACAAAAUGUUUAAAAAUAACAACUCCUCUUUUUAUUUGUAUAAACAUUUUGUACAAAGCUCGUUGUUAUCUAAAUACUUCAAAGAUGACACUGUAAAAUUUUCAAGAGGAAAUAUUUACAUCGACCAAAGAUACAGCGAGGUAAAGUUACAAAAUCCUCAAAAUUGAUUUUUCGCAUUUUUGCAUAAAAUUUGAUGUUUGAACAUGUUCCACCAAUUCUAGAUAAAAAUAAACUACAUAUUCUGAUUCAGCGACCUCGAAAACAUAAAUAAUGACCAAAAUUGAUCAUUCACCUUAAAGUUGAUUUUCAUGGUCGGUAUAACGUAAUUUUAGGGGUUGCUGCCGCUCGCCUAUAGGUUCAGUACAUUUGCCCAUUCUUGUAAACCAUUCAUUCUGAAAUUUAUAAUAUUGGACGAUCCUACGAAAUUAUUCAGUCGCCGAAUUUAUACCAAAAAACUUGGUACGUAAGAUUUUUUUAAUCUUGAUAAACACUUGGAUCUCGGUAUCAAUAAUAUAUCAUGUGGUGUAACAGGAUGUAAGCUGACCGGGUCACAAAUGAGAAGGUCCUCAAACGAAUGAAGAAGAACCGAGGGGUACUGACCACCAUCAAAUCUCCAAAGUUACAAUACUUGGAAGACAUUAUGCGAAAUGAAUCCAGAUAUGAACUUCUACAAGACAUCCUGCAAGUAAUAAUAUUUGGAAAGCGAGGUCCAGGAAGGAGAAGAAUAUCCUGGUUAACCUUCGGAUGACCAAGGGGGUAAAUUUGGACCCCAGCUUAUGUUUUUCUUUAAUAAAUUCAAAAGUAUUUUUAAUUUUUAACUCAUUAUUUUUUUAUUUGACUUUAAUAUCAUUCUAGAUAUCCUCAUAUUUUGAAAUAAAAAACAUUCCCUAUAUUUUACGAAUAAAAAAUAUAUUCUGAAGUUGAUGUUUAGUAAAAUACCGUCUAUUGUGUGGAAUUCCAAGUAGUUUUACACUGCGCGUUAUCAAAAUCUAUUUUUAGACUGUGGUGCCUGUUAUGUACGAAUCAUGACAUUUCUGUCUGCUACAGUUAGUCAUUAUUAUUAUUUCCUGGCGUAUAUUAUUAUAGUUUCUUAGUAUUUUGUGUACAUAUAAGAUAUGGCCCGCAAAUAUCUUACCGAGGCUGAGUUACAGGAAAUUGUUACUGCUAGCGAUUUUUAUGAUGAUAUAGAAGAUGAAAUAGUAUCACAAAACAAGGAUGUAUUGUUAGAUGAAGAUUUAAAUGCUGAAAACAUUCAUUCCAGGUCAUUUUUGAUCUGGGGUCAUUUUUUACUCCCAUUGGUCAUCCGUGUAACAAAAACGGUUGGUCAUCGGAAGGUUAAAGAACCUCUGAACCUGGUUCAACACAACAUCUGUGCAGCUGUUCCGCGCUGCUGCAAAUAAUAUAAAGAUUGCCAUGAUAAUCGCCAACAGUCGUCACGGAUAAGCACAUCAAGAAAUAGAAGUGAAAAUACAGAAUCUAUUUAAAAAUUCAAUAUUUUGGCUUCUGUAUAAAGCUUCUUAUAUCAUGAUACUACUUCAUGAUUCUGAUUAUAAGCCGAAAAUUACUGCCUGCUAGGAACGAUGUCAAAUAUCUGGGUAUUCACAUAGAUAAUCUCCUAAAUUGGGGAAAACAUAUACCCAAACAACUACAACUGGACAUGCUUCAAAAAAAUGUACUGGUUUAUGAAUCGGAAGUUAGAUUUAACUAUCGAGAAGAAACUUCUUCUCUAUAAGACAAUACUACGACCGGUCUGGAUGUACGGGAUUCAAAUCUGGGGAACUGCCAGUAAUACAAAUAUGCAAAGACGACAAAGAUUCCAAUCCAAAGUUCUUCGUGAUGUCUGAAAUUCGUCAGACGAAGUCUUAAGGGGCUAUCCUAGUGUAAAAGUUCGAAAUUCAUAUACUUUUUUGGAAAUUUGUAAAAUAAAAAGUACUGUACCAAUUGUUUUGAAAAUUUGCAUCAGCAUUUAUUAUAAAAAGAAGUACAUGUAAAACAAUUUUUAUAAAAAAAAUUGAAAAUAAGACGAUUUAUGCGCUAUCUACUGGCACCAUGAAAAUAAAAACAUAGGUCCACUGCUGCAGUGAUUGGGACUAAUAGAGAUCCUAAAACAUAAAAUUUCAAAGUUAUUAUUGAAUGAUAAGUUAUUUUCUAUACCAUCAACUAGGGUUUUUGAUCGGAUAAAAAAUGUUAAUUUGGCGGUUUUUGAAACUGAAAAUGUUUUAACUAAUUUUAAAAUUUCUUUUCAAUACUUCGCCAUUUUUACAAAUUUUAAUAUUUUUCAAAAAUUCUAGUUGGUGGUAUAGGAAAUAACUUAUAUUUCAAUAAUCACUUUGGAAAUUUUAUGUUUCAGGAUCUCUAUUAGUCCCAAUCACUGCAGAGUGGGACCAUGUUUUUAUUUUCACGGUGCCAGUAGAUGUCGCAUAAAUCGUUUAAUUUUCAACAUUUUUUUAUGAAAAUUGUGUUACAGAUACAUACUUCCUUUUAUAUUAAAUGCUUAUGCAAAUUUUCAAAGCAAUUGGUACAGUAUUUUUUAUUUUAGAAAUUCCCAAAAAAGUAUAUGAAUUUCAUACUUUUACAUUAGGAUAGCCCCUUAAAAAGGGCUAAUAAUAUUCGGAAACUCGAAUCCAUAAGUGUCGAAAAAUUUCCUAUCAAGGUCACAUUUUUCGAAGUAAUCAGUAUCGUAUGUUACAACUAUUAAUAAAGAUCAAGAUAGCAGUGGCGGCUGGUGACUCAAAAAUUUGGUAGUUCUGCAGUAUUUUUUGGUUUUUUUUAAUUCAAUAUCUUUUAAUCGUUGUAUUUUACAACGAGGCUUUUAGUUUGAUAUUUUACACCAUAUAUUUAUUCAUUAUAUAUCUAUUAAAAAAUAAUAAAGAACUUACCGAUUUUCUUCUUUUCAAAUUGAAGAUAAAUCCAAUUAUAUCAAAAAUAGCAAUGGUACAUUAUGGCACACUAGUAAUUGUUUUAUAGUUUAUGUUUUUAGUAGAAUUUUAUCGAUAAAUACGCGAAACUAAGGAAUGCAAACGAAAAAACACUACAAACAAAAUCGCCACAACAAUAAUUGCAUUAUAGGGUCUUACGAACUAACUACACACAGAGCCAAAUAUAUUAUUUUUUUUAUAAAUAAGCUCGAUUCGUCGAUUUUUUUAAAGCAAACUUGUCUAUAACUUUUUCAUUAAAGUUUGGUAUUUCUUUUAUAAGUGUUUUUUCUACUGACAACAUGGUUAAUGCUACAAGUCGGUCUUCAGUCAUGGAAUUUCUCUACAGUCAAAAUUGUAACCUAAGAAUUUCUAAACACGGCACAGAUGCAACGGUCACGAAUAACUGUCGUGAAUUGCAGCUCGCAAACACAUUUCCGAGGCCGUUAAUCAGCCGAUUGCCGAAGCACAUCGGCUAAGAUCGCCGUUUGCCUAAUAAAUGCAUUUUACCGCUGCCAGUGUUUCGGUUAUUAUCGACGCGGCUUCACUGGAGCAGCAAAUACGUAAAAAGAUUGCUUCACUGGAGCACCAAAUACGUAAAAAAAUUAUACGGUUUCACUAGAGGAGUAAAUACGUAAAAAAAAUAAUAUUAAUCAUCGUUGUUGGUGAAUUAUUAUUAACAGUUGAUGUUUAAUAUGAUAAUAUGGCAGAUUUGAAAUAAAACUAUAUUAAUUAUUCUUUAAUAAUUAAGAUUUGCUAUGGUUGUUUGGUAGUUCUGCAGCUCAGCAGCACAUAAAGAAAAGCCGCCACUGCAAGAUAGAAUGAUGAAGUUGAGUUGGUAGAAAACAGGCAUGAUCGCUGAAGAACAUUGGUGACUGGACCGGUAUUCGCAGUAUCGCCCAAUCAUGUAAACUUGCGCAGGAUAGAGAAAAAAUCACUAGAAUGAUAGCCAACCUUAGGAAGGCUGAACAAGGCACGUAAAGAAGCGAGUCGACGCAAAAUUUGUAUCAUUUCACGCACUUCACUAUAGUUGGCGUUGAACCUAACCUAAAAUAAAAUGUUCUUUUUUAUCGGUCAGUAAAAUAGAGAGGGGAUUGGCAAGUGAUACUUAAUAAAUAGGACUUAAUAGCGUUGAUGAAAAGAUCAUUGGGCAUACCUUAAUGCAUUUCAAUAUAAACAACAUGCUCAUAGUGAGUAAUUAUUUUAAGGCACUUACUUAAUAAAUGUAUUUAGUAAGAUUUUUACUUUUUUUAUUAAAAGUAAAUGAAUGAUAUUAUGCGAUUGAUAUUAUUUUAGCAAUAUUUUGCCAUUUUCUAGUCUUUUUAUUGUUCACAUGUACAUUAAGUUAAGGAAAAUAUACGGUGGAGGUGACAGUGCAUUUAUGUUUAUAUUAAAAAGAGAUUAUGAGAGAUUUAAGCCACUGAUAUGAGCUACGUUAUAUGCUAAUCUCAACAUGCGCGUUAAUUCUUGAAUUAGCUAUUAUUCUAUUAAAUGAUAUCACUAUAAUGUAGGGAUUUACAUCUUGUAAUAUAAGAGUCCAGUUUGACACUAUCUAAGAUGAAGGCUCAAUAUUGGGACCGUGCAAGUUCGGCAAAGCGACCUCUAUUUCUACGCUCUGUACUUUUAUUCGCACUUUUAAUUAUAUUGGCCAAUUAUAUUAGUCCUGGUUGCUGGAUAAUUGUCAAGACCAUAGUCUAAAAAAAUAAUAAGAAGAAAAAAUAAGAUGCAGGUUAUGUUUAGUAAACGUAAACAAUUGUAUGUAGUAAAUAAAAUCAGUUAUUAAAAUGCAGUACUGCAAGCAAAAUACAAUUAAUUAAAUUUACCUUUAUAUAAUAAUUGCAUAUCAUAUCAAUAUUGUGGAGCAAUAUAUAAUUUUUCUGCGUCAAUGACAGAAGGUAUGAAAUAUACGUCAAUUUGACAAUUUCAAUUGACAAUAUGAAUUAUUUAAGAUAGAUGCAAUAUUUCUCCGCGACUCGCGCACGGUCGUUUCUCGUUUCCCUUUCCAAGUACUUGCACACCGCGAAUUGUGACAAUAUACUAUCUGACAAACGAGUCCUGGCGGUUGACCUUGCCCGAAAAUACACAGCGAUAAAUGCAUAAUACGACAAGGUCACGCGCCACGUCUCGCUUGUUCGAUAGUACUCAUAGGCGCUAAAUGGAAGUCAUAGAAAACAAGAUUAUUAUUAGUAAAUAAAUAUUUAUAAAAAUAAACCAAAAUAAAAUAAACCGAGCUCUUCUUAUAAGUUUUACUAUAAACGUAUAUAUUAAAUAGUUUAGUCGUAAGAAAUGAACAACAGAUUGAAGCAAGUUCGAAAAUAUUGUCGCCAAUGAAUAUAUACCUACCUGAAAAAAUUGGCAUUUGUACUGUAGUCAGAAUUUCUGUACCUAAAUAUAGAUUUAUUACGAAUUUCAUUUUCAUGGGAAACAUUUUUUCACAACUUUUUAUUUACAACAGUCAUUAUUAAAAUUUGUGGAUGCUCUAAUUUCGAUUUUCGCAUAAUUUUAGCACGGUUUUUACUGGACUUUUCUUAGAAGUCCUCACUUUAUUUUCAUUUGAUAAACUUUUCCUAUUUUUUUAAACUAUUGAUGAUAUUUCUAGAAUAAAAAAUCCUCUUUAUAAACUUAUACUUAAACUUUAUAUACUCGCAUUAGAAUUCGAAAUAUUUUUACGUAAAAUAUACUUACCUAUAAACUGACAAUUAAUAAUAAUCUAUUUUUUCAAAUAGUCCGACAACUUAGUUCUUUUACACAAAAAUAUAAUAAAUUAAUUAUAAACAAACACUACUUCCCUAUGGAUGAACACUAACGAAUUCCAAUAUCUUAGAAAAUAAUACACUACUGCACUGAAUGGAUAUCGAUACAGAUAACAGAACAGAUAAGAGAAUCGUGCUAUUACACUUAGAAAACCGACGCAGGUUUGUCAAAAUGACAGUGACUAUUUCUCUUUGUUGCCUAAUCAGUUAUUGGUUAUAAUAUUUUCAAUUUCUUGUUACAGAUAAUCAAUUUUAGUAGUUCCAAGGAGACACAAAAUCUAGGCACGGGAUAAAAAGUUUAUUUGAAGAAAGUGUAUUAUUUUGUUCUUCUUAAAGGCGGUACAUGCUCGUUUUUGUAAUAUUUUAUUUAUAUAUAGAGUAAUUUCCACAUUCUAACAUAUUUCUCAAAUUGAGCUCUGUACCGUCAUUCUUUACUGUAUUACGAAUAUGUGUGCUAAAUAUCUCAACAAAAUAUUCAAAAUUAAAGCCGCAAUCUUGGAACGCGUUUUCCGUUUUGAUGACGCGCUUAUGUAUCCUCUUAAUUUAACCUAAGUAAGAAAAUGCCCGUUUUUUUGUAUGUUUUAACAUAAUUUGCUUUUUCGAACAGAAUUGUUUACUGGGCAAACAAUUUUUUUCUCAAAUCUGCGGCCAGAACAGAAGGGGGACGAUAUUCCCCAUAUUAUGUAAAAACUGCACAUGUUUAAGUAUUAUGCAUUGCCCAUGUUUGGCAUAACUUUUAGCGUUUUUUCAAUUUCAAAUGGCUUAAAAUCUCUCUAUUUCUAUUUAAUUUAACAAGUUCUGUACUAUAUUAAAUACCAAUUGAACUAAAUUAUUUAUGUCCUACUUUUAUUUUAUUUAUUUAUAUAUGACAUAUUGUUAAUCUGAGAUGAACUUUAAUAUUAUAUUUAUUUUAAAUUUCAUUCACACAUUCAAAUAACAGGGCCGGAAUCAACUUUUUUACGGCAUUUUUAAUGCUUAUUAUUCGUUAAUUCAAGGUCAAUGUACAGAUUGUUUAGUUUUAAAUUAGAUAUGAACUUGGAUAUUUAUUCCUGUUUCAUCGACUUCGAAAAAGCGUUCGACAGGGUCCGACAUGAAGAACUAAUAGAAUUAUUGAAAAACAGAUGUAGACAGACGAGAUUUACGAAUUAUCAUCAAUUUGUAUUGGAAUCAAAAGGCCAAUAUAAAGAUAGAAGAACAAGAGUCCGAGAAUAUUGAUAUAAAGAGAGGAGUAAGACAGGGUAGUGUUCUGUCGCCGCUAUUGUUUAACGUGUACAGUGAAGCCAUAUUUCAGGAAACGAUAGCGGAACUAACUGAUGGAAUCUCUAUAAACGGAAGAAUACAUAAACGGAAGACAUAAGAUUUGCUGAUGACACCGUUAUAAUGGCAGACACCCUGGAAUCGCUACAAGAAUUAUAGAAUUAUAUUAAAAAGAAAAUAAACAAGAAAAAAACUAAAUUUAUGAUUGUCUCAAAAACACAACAUGGAAAUGAAAGGUUAAUGAUAGAGCAAACCCAAAUAGAAAAAGUAAAGACAUACAAAUAUCUGGGAACCUGGGUUGAUGACAAAAAUGACCAAAGCAAAGAAAUUAAAGUCUGAAUUGAAAUUGCAAGGCAAGCAUUUAUAAAAAUGAAGACACUGCUUACAAACGAAGACCUUCAGUUGCCUCUCAGUUUGAGGACUCUAAGAUGCUACAUAUUUUCUAUAUUACUAUACGGAAUGGAAGCUUGGACAUUGAAGAGACAACACAUAAUAAAAAUAGAAGCGUUCGAAAUGUGGUGUUACAGGUGAAUAUUGAAAAUACAGUGUGUUCAAAGGAUUACCAAUGUUGAAGUGCUACGACGUUUAAAUAAGGAAUUAGAAAUUAUGAACAGUAUAAAAACAAGAAAACUGGAAUAUUUGGGUCACAUUACCAGAGGAGAAAAAUAUGAGUUGCUGAGAAUUAUUAUGCCAGGAAGGAUCCAAGGAAGAAGAAGCAUAAGAAGAAGACGCAUCUCCUGGCUGAGGAACCUUAAAGAAUGGUUUAACUGUAGUUCAUUACAACUGUUCAGAGCAGCAGCCAACAAAGUGACCAUAGCCAUUAUGAUAUCCAACCUCCGAAGAAGAAGAAAUUAGAUAUAGGACAUUCAAUACAUGACAACGUUGCGUCCUCGCUUUCCAUACCUGAGUCGCGCGGGUUUAUUUAGGCAUUCGUGUAUUCUACAGUGGCAAUUCAACUCAUUCUCAUAAGCAAUGUUGCCGAUUUUAACGUUUCCUUCAGUCCCUAUAUCUAGUCGAAAUCUAAACGUAUGGUAUAUUCAAGGUAAUGGAAUUUUAUAAUCAGUUUCAUCAUUUUUUUUUAUUAAUUGUGGUAAUAUUUUCUGAUCCGGGAGACUUUGCUAAUUUCAGCUAAUGAGAGCUGUUUUUCCCUGAUAUCAUUUUGUUUCAGUGCCAUUCCAUCAUAGUGCAUCUACUCCCUGCUUACUUCGUACUUUUCUUGAAAGAAUUCUGUCCACAUUUUCCAUAUUUUACUUUGGGAUGUUACUAUGUCUCCUUUCCCUGCUCAUCAUUGUUCUUGGUUUAAAUUCUGUUCUACUUUUGUCAAGUUUUUGUAUUCUCUUUUCUUCUGUCCUUAGCAGCCUAUAUUCUUCUUAUUGGGGCCGUGCAAGUUCGACAAAGCGACACCUGGUUUCUACGCUCAGCAACUUUCUUCGCACUUUUAAUUAUAUUGGCCAAUUAUAUUAGUCCUGGUUACUGGAUAAUUGUCAAGGCCAUAGUCCAAAAAAAUAAUAAUAAUAAUAAUAGAAGAAAAAAUAAGAUUCAGGUUAUGUUAUUAAAACGUAAACAAUUGUAUGUAGUAAAUAAAAUUAGUUAUUAAAAUGCAGUACUGCAAGCAAACUACAAUUAAUUAAAUUUACCUUUAUAUAAUAAUUGCAUAUCAUAUCAAUAUUGUGGAGCAAUAUAUAAUUUUUCUUCUUCAAUGACGGUAGGUAUGAAAUAUACGUCAAUUUGACAAUUUCAAUUGACAAUAUGAAUUAUUUAAAAAAGUUACAAUAUUUCUCCGCUAUUCGCGCACGAUCGUUUCUCGUAUCCCCUCCAACUACUUGCACACCGCGAAUACUUGUAUCGUCUACCGUUUUCAUCGGUAUGCACUAUUUUUCCUUUCUGCUAUGUAUCGACAUUCUUCAUCAAGUCGUUGUUCUUUAGUUUUGUUUACCUUUUUCUGUAUGCACAGGAUCUCUUUUGCAAUUUCUUAUAUAAUAGUAGGAGAGCCCAAGCGGGAAUUUUUGCAGUAACUCAAGCGCGUCAGAUUAUCAUAUGGGGAGAACCCUGGUACCCUGUAGAUGUACCUCUAUCAUAUAUUGGCUCUAAACACAGGGGAUUUCGUUAAGGGGGGGGGGCGAAAAAAAAUAUCCUUAGAAAAACUCGAAAUCGUCAGAUUAAGAUAAGGUAAGUUAAGUACAUGCAAAACAGUGUAUAUUUCAAAAAUCUGACGAUUUGGCCGGGGCGUAAGGAAAUGGGUGAGUCACAAAGUUUCACAAGAAAAAAGCGAAUAUUUCGCGAAAUGAACGAUAUAUCUAAAAACUAAAAAAUACGUGCUCAAUAUUUGUCAAAAAUCUAUCGAAUGAUACCAGACACGACUGUCCACGGAGAGAGGUGGGGGGUAAAUUUAAAAUUUUAAAUACGAAUCCCGCGAUAUUUCGCGAAAUGAACAUUAGAUCGAAAAACUGAAAAAUACACUUAUUCAGUAUGUUUUAAAAAUCUAUCGAAUGGCACCAAACACGACCUCCCACGGAAGUGGAGUGGGGGGUUACUUUAAAAUUUUAAAUAGGAGCCCCCAUUUUUAUUGCAGAUUCGGAUUCCUUACGUAAAAAUAAGUAACUUUUACUUGAAGCAUUUUUUCGAAUUAUGGAUAGAUGGCGCUAUAAUUGGAAAAAAGAUUGUUGGAAAUGGAAAAUUAAAUUAAAAAUGGAAAACUGUACUUAACUUUUUUGGUUUUAAAACCGACUCUUCACAACCCAAUAGAUCCCCAAAGCGGUCGAGUGACUGCACAUUUAGCAUACUUUCCUCCCCUACUAUAAUGUUUUUACACGUUUCUUAGUCUUUUAUUUCGAUGUUAGAGGUUCUGGCUCUUAUUGUAUUUUACCCCAGUUAGUGGUUUGAGUCUGUAUUAGCCCCUCAUCUGCUACGCACCUUUAUUACAUAUUGAAUGAUAUUCAAUACCAAUUAAGAAACCAUGGUAUGUUUUAACGGUCAAAAGUGAUGUAAUGUAGCUGUUAUAUAAAAAAUACUGUUAUUUGUUCUGCAAUUUUGUCGAUUUACUUACUCAUCACCCAGAAUUAAAAUUUGCCUAAUAUUAAAGUACAUGCUAGAUUAGUUGAAUAUUAUUUUUACAUAGUGAUCUGAUUUCUAAAGAAACUCCAGUUUAUACUUUUUAUAUUCUCACGGCAGUUUGAAAACUUACUAUAAUAGAAAAUUAAGUGAUAUAAGUGUUGAUAUUAUUUUAUAUUUUAGAUAAUCAUUCAACUGCCCAGUUUUAAUUAACUUGAAUUUUAACAUUGUUAUAUAUUAGAGCCAUGACAAGACCUACUCAUUUAUAGUUUAAUAUAAUUUAUAUAAUGUAGUUAUGAAUUUAUGUGUGACCAUAUUUUAAAAAUAUAAUGGAAAAUUUUUUGUAUGUUAACACUAUUUUAUUUUACAAUUGUGCCUACUGCCUCUUUUAUUUAUUUUAAUAUAAUUUUGAUUUUGCUGUU
Diabrotica virgifera virgifera (western corn rootworm) is the source of this 18619-nucleotide messenger RNA. RefSeq names its product protein disabled (gene Dab). NCBI's taxonomy places the organism in Eukaryota, Metazoa, Arthropoda, Insecta, Coleoptera, Chrysomelidae. Bases 435 to 5150 code for a protein of 1571 amino acids. The transcript has 14 exons. The record is from RefSeq and is a predicted model, not a curated record.